Molecule: messenger RNA, 1060 nt
Organism: Exophiala viscosa
Lineage: Eukaryota; Fungi; Ascomycota; Eurotiomycetes; Chaetothyriales; Herpotrichiellaceae
Product: putative UbiE/COQ5 family methyltransferase
Exons: 1
Coding region: 89-952 (287 amino acids)
Molecular function (GO): methyltransferase activity
Source: RefSeq, a predicted model, not a curated record
CUACCUCAAUUCCAAACUUUUCACCGAGUCCAAGUCCUCUUUACAGCUUGAUUGAACUCCUGGGUCAACGUCAAAAUUGUUCUGCACAAUGAACAGCUCGACCGUCUACCAAACCGUUGACAACGGCUACUCUUCCAUCGCCACAGAAGCUUUUUCCAGCCCAUCCCAGCCCUCCAAGAGCGCCCAGAUAGCAGCCUCAUUCGGCUAUUCUACAGAGCAAUUGGCCGCCCUUCCAGCCGGCACAAACCUCGGUCUAUCAUGCGGCAAUCCACUCGCCACUGCUAACCUUCGCCCCUACGAAACGAUGCUGGAUCUCGGUUCCGGCGGCGGCCUAGACUGCCUCGUCGCCGCAAGGCAAAUGCUCCAGACAGAUCCCUCGCCAACGGGCAAGAUCUACGGCGUCGACCGAAGCUCCAAAAUGAUUGAACUUGCCAGACGAAACGCAAGCAAGUCGGUUUUGCCCGACCGUCUCGUUGAGUUCAUCGAAGCACCUAUCACGAAGAUACCCCUGAAAGACGCCUCAAUCGAUCUGAUAGUCAGCAACUGCGUUAUCAACCUGGUGCCAGACGCGGACAAGCCUAUGGUUUUUAGCGAGAUGCAUCGCCUUCUCAAACCAGGCGGGCGCCUCGCCGUCAGUGACCUGCUCGCUAAGAAGGACAUGCCAGACCACGUGCGUAACGACGCAGCUUUGUUGAUCGGUUGUAUUGCUGGCGCGAGUCUCGUGGAUGAAUACCAUAGGUGGAUGGUCGAUACCGGUUUCGAACAAGGCAGCAUCGUUUUGGCCAACACCAAUUCAGAUCUGAAUGUAUAUCAGAAGCAGACUGCGCCGUUAUCAUGCUGUAGUUCCAAGCAGUCUUGUGAAAGCAGCCGGAAGAAUGCGGACAAGCUCGAUUUCAACGAGUGGGUUGCCGCGUAUCAGAUAUACGCCGUCAAGGGAAAGCACAUUUCCUAGCCGACACGUAGGAGAGAGUCCUGACGAAUGUCAGGUCGUGUGCGUUAUCACCUGGCGUAGAAACGCAAUCCCUCCAAGUAUUAUGUAAGCAAUCAUAAUCAUAAUCGC